GCUCAUUUGGUUUUGCAAUGAAGCUCUUUACUCAAUUCGUACUAACCAAAGAUCAGUUAUGAAAUGACCAUAUUAGUGAGACGCUUGCCUGUAUCAUUCAGUCCUAUAUAUGUUGCAGUGGACAGUACUGAAGCUUCCAGAGGCUGAGCAGAGAAUUCGCUAUUCACAGGGAGCUACUAUGACAGAUCUGGUAAAUCCCUCCAAUAAAGAUGAUCGCUCCAGCCAAUCAUCUGGAUCAUCAUCUAAUACAUCACAAACACUGAGAAAAGAAGAGACUAAAGACAGAAAAUCUCAUCCACCACGUUCUAAAUGUCCAACAAUCAGUCCAAGAAAUAUGCUAUUAAGACUGGAAAAAUAUGAUAAAGAUACACACACAAAAUCUUCUGAUGAACCUAAAGAAAAAGACAUCACAAAGCCAGAGGAAGAGGACAAAAACAAAAAUGUGUAUGUGGUUUCCAGUGAGUUUGUAGAUUUAUUGACUGAUGCUACAGUGAACACAGAAGAGUCAGACUCUCUUGACUCAGACCUACAGGAAAUAAUUGACUCUCCACCUGCAGAAAAAAACAUCAAAGUGAAAAAUAAACUGAAGGAGUUAGAGAAUGUUACACUUAACAUUGCUAUAACCGGGAAUACAGGGGCAGGGAAGUCUUCCUUCGUCAAUGCCCUCAGAGGUCUUCCUAAUGAUGAUAGGAACGCAGCUCCCACAGGAUCAGUUGAGACCACCAUGAAGCCCAGCAUGUACCAACAUCCCUUCAUGCCAAAUGUGAAGAUCUGGGACCUGCCUGGAAUUGGCAGUCCAAAAUUUAGAGCAAAGAAGUACCUGAAAGAUGUCAAUUUUCACACGUAUGACUUCUUUCUCAUAGUGACCUCUGAAAGAUUUAAGGAGAACGACAUAGAGCUGGCCAGUGCGAUCAAGAAAAGCAAGAAGCUAUUUUAUUUCAUUCGCACUAAAAUUGACAACGACGUUCGUGCCGAAUCGCAAAAAAAAAACUUUGAUGAGCGGACGUUGCUUGAAAACAUCCGAGAAGAUUGUAAGGUGAACCUACUGAAAGUCGGAAUUCCCAGAAUAUUCCUAGUAUCUUCAUUUCAUUUGGAAAAAUAUGACUUUCAGAAGCUUGUCAACACCCUCGAAGAUGAACUGCCCAAAAACAAGACAUUUGCUCUCAUUCAGUCUCUGCCCGUUUAUUCUCUUGAGGCCCUCACAAAGAAGAAAACAUACUUCAAGAAACUUAUUUGGCUGAAUGCUUUAGCGGCCGGGCUCGGGGCCAUACCUCCCAUCCCAGGAUUGUCACUGGCCUGUGAUUAUUUCAUCAUUAAGAAGUUUUUUCAGCAAGUCUUCUUGGGCUUUGGCUUAUCAAAUCAGGCCCUAGAGGCGCUAUCAGAGCGAGUGAACAAACCAGUGGAGCAACUGAAAGCCGCUAAGACGUCACGUUUCAAAGAUGGGGCCACUGAGGAUAUUGUGGUUGAUAUGCUGUCUAAACCGGUAAUUGCUAUAGCCAAGACGCUGGCCACCGUGAUGGCUCUGCUGCCAGGAGGAGCUCUACCAGCAAGCGGAACAGCUGUUGCUUCUGUACACUACCUGCUUAAUGUAGGACUGAAUGAGAUGGCAGAAGACACCAAAUGUGUUCUUUCUGUGUCGCAGCUUGCCUAAUAUGCAGAAAUAGCCUUCGAUCACAUACACAAAUCAUAUAAUAGCUCUGUUGUUGCAGAAAAAUAUCUUUUGGAAAUAAGUAGAUAAAGUAAUCAUACUAA
Molecule: messenger RNA, 1752 nt
Organism: Labeo rohita (rohu)
Lineage: Eukaryota; Metazoa; Chordata; Actinopteri; Cypriniformes; Cyprinidae
Product: interferon-inducible GTPase 1
Exons: 3
Coding region: 110-1651 (513 amino acids)
Cellular component (GO): membrane
Molecular function (GO): GTP binding
Source: RefSeq, a predicted model, not a curated record